This is a messenger RNA of Solanum tuberosum (potato), 3849 nucleotides long. Its product is annotated as BTB/POZ domain-containing protein At3g44820. The coding region runs from base 1390 to 3285 and encodes 631 amino acids. The record is from RefSeq and is a predicted model, not a curated record. Gene Ontology annotation, molecular function: protein binding. The transcript has 4 exons. Lineage: Eukaryota; Viridiplantae; Streptophyta; Magnoliopsida; Solanales; Solanaceae.
UGAUAGGUUUCAUGAUUUUUUUUGAUAAAUUUAAUUUAAUCGAAUUUUAAUAUGAAUAUCGAAAUACGAGAGCUGACAUUGUAAAAAUCAGAAGCGUAGCUCCUCACAGAACCCGAAGCCACAUACAUUCUCAUUGGAUCCAUGUGUUCCUCGAUUAAAACCCAAAUCGCACUCCACCUGUUCGACAAAAAGCGUCAACCAAAACUCAAACCAUCAUAUUCUCUCCCCCUUUCUUCAUCAUUAGCCAUGUCUUCUUGUCUCCAUUUCCUUCUAGUUUGUCCUUCUUCGCCGGCCUUUAAAACCCCUUUGUCUCUUUUUCCCUUUUUCUACUUCCAUUUGUAUGAUAUAUAGUGGUAUAUAGUGAGUAUACUUGUACAUGUAGUGCCGGGUAAUGUAAAUGUAAAAAAAGAUAGUACUAGUCAAAAACCCAAAUGAAUAUUGUAAUGGGUUUUUGCUGAAAGGAAGAAUCUUUGGUGGAGAUUAUGCUUAAUUGUUUAAGCCGGUUUUUUGUGGGUUCUCUUUACACAUAUGCCACAAGUAUAUAAUAUAUACUGUAUAUAAAAGUAACGUAUUGUAUAUUAUGGACCAUACCUGUUGCUUUGCUGUGCUGUUUCAUUAGUUGGGGGUUGUUGUGACCAGUGAUUUUUGUUUUCUUUUAGAUACACAAGAAGAGAAAAUGGUGAGGGGCAAGAAGGUUUUUUUUUUUUUUUUUGGUUUUCCAUCUAGUGUCCGAUAGUCUAUUGGGGCCUGACUACAUCGGACGGCAAGUUCCAUACCUGUUGCUGUGCUGUUUCCUUUGUUGGGGUUGUUGUUGUGAGCAGUGAAUUCAGUUUUCCUUAGAAACACAAGAAGAGAAAAGGGUGGGUUUGGGGUGAGGGGGUAAAAAGCCUUUUUUUUUUUUGGGUUUUCCGUCCUGUGUCCAGUACCCGCAUUGGGGUCUGACUAAAAAGUCUUAUAUUUGAGGUGAGCGUUCGCUAACAAAGACACUCGGUAUCUAGGAGGACUCGAACCCGAGACCUCCCUUAUUGGUAUCCCUUAUUGGUAGGGGGUUAAGAAGCUUAGCUGUAAGAGAAGGGAGGGGGACCAAUGAUUAUGAUUUUCUUUUUGGUGUCUAAUUAAUUGAGUGGAUUCUUAUGACCCCUUAAGCUUUGACUCAUUUUGGACUUCAUUUAUGUGGCUCCCAUGUUUGGUGAUUUUGCUUUUUUCCUUUGAUGGGGGUUUGUUUAACUUGGUAAUUAAUUGCCAGCAUCAUAUAGGUUCAGAUGCUUUCAAUUGAAUUCAGUAGAAUUUGUGUCGGAGGAAAAAGGUGUGUAAGUUGUGUUGGAGAAAAUACAAAUUGAGUGUAGGGGUGAGAAACAAAGUUGUUGUGUUCUGGAGUUUGGAUCAUUGAUGGCACCGGCUGCGAAGGUUACUGGAUUCUACCGUGAGGGAAAUGACUGGUUUUGCAAUGCAAGUUUGGUCAGUGAUUUUACCUUGGUUGUGGACGGAGUAAACUUCCACCUUCACAAGUUUCCACUUAUGUCGAGAUGUGGAAGGAUUGACAAAAUACUAGGAGCAGCUCAAGGUCCACAUGAAGGGACUUUCCUGACAACUUUAGAAGACUUCCCUGGUGGGAGUGACAUAUUUUUAGUCACAGUUAAGUUCUGCUAUGGUAUUCGAAUAGAAUAUACCCCAAGGAACAUUGUAAUGAUUUAUUGUGCAGCAGAUUACUUGGAGAUGACGGAGGACUAUGGUGAAGAUAAUUUACUGUUUAAGGCAGAUGCUUACUUUCAUAAGAAUAUUCUGAAGAAUUGGAAAGAUUGCAUAUUAACUCUCCAAAGUUGUGAUUCUGUCAUACCAAGAGCAGACAAGCUAGAGAUCAUUAGUAAAUGCUCGCAUGCUCUCUCUGUGAUGGUCUGCACAGAUCCUAGUUUAUUUGGAUGGCCUAUGUUGUUGUAUGGCUGUUUACAGAGCCCUGGAGGUAGUAUAUUGUGGAAUGGAAUUAACACCGGUGCUAGAAUCCAAACCAUUGAAUCUGACUGGUGGUUCGAAGACAUCUCAUAUCUUUCUGUGCCAUUAUUUCAGAGAUUAAUUCGAACAAUGGAAGCCAGAGGUAUUAGACAUGAAAAUUUAGCAGGUGCUAUGAUGUACUACUGUAGGAAGUACCUUCCAGGACUUGGCCGGUGGCAGAGUGGGCAAAUUGGUAAAACUAGAACAGUUGCUAGUUUCAGUAUGACACCAGCUGCUGUCGAUCAGAAAGUUCUUCUUGAAAGUGUUGCGAAACAGCUUCCUGAAUUGAAGGGCAAAUCUUUUUGCCGUUUCUUGUUGGGACUUCUGCGAGUUGCCUUGAUACUUGGUGUGCACCACACAUGCCUGGACUCGUUGGAGAGGAGAGCAGGAAUGCAGUUGGACCUAGCAUCCCUAGAUGGUUUGCUGAUACCUUCCUACUCAGAUUCUGAUACAUUAUAUAACACCGACUGUGUUGAACGAAUGAUUCAUCAUUUUAUAUCUUCUGAAUCUGGGAUCACUGCAAUACCUGAUCCAUCUUCAUUUGAGAUAGGAACAUCACCAUCAUCCCAUCCUUUAAGGAGAGUGGCGAAGUUGGUUGACAGCUAUAUUGCAGAAGUUGCAUCUGAUGUGAACCUAAAGCCGGGAAAAGUACGUUCACUUGCUGAAGCUCUCCCAGAAUCUUCAAGAUCUCUGCAUGAUGGGCUAUAUAGAGCUCUAGAUAUAUACUUCAAGGCGCAUCCUUGGCUUUCAGCAAAAGAGAAGGAGCAGCUUUGCAACAUCAUCGACUUUCAGAAGCUCUCUAUUGAUGCUUGCGCCCAUGCAUCCCAGAAUGACAGAUUGCCUCUUCGAGUUGUUCUCCAAGUUCUUUUCUUCGAGCAAUUGCAGCUGAGAACAGCUUUAGCUGGUUGCUUCCAAGUCUUGGAUACAGAAAGUGGCCCUGCAGCUCCUGUCACUGGCCCUAGUGACAUGGCAGGUCAAAUUGUACAAAGAGACGGAUGGGUGACAGUCGUGCGUGAGAACCAGGGUCUAAAGGUGGACUUGGAAAGAAUGAAAUCUAGGGUUGGUGAACUUGAAGAAGAAUUCAGCAAAAUCAAACAAGAGAUGAGAAAGGUCACAAAGUCACAUAGUUACCUCAGUUCUCCGCGCUUUCUUGCCCGAAGGAUUGGAUGCAAGCUCCUUCCCCAAUCCUCAGAUACUCAACCAGAUGUGGUUGAAAGCACAGGUCCAACCCCAAGAUCAUCAGUUGAGCAACCGAGAAGCUCAAGACACCAUAAAAGCUCCUCUUUGAUUUCAUGACGAGAAGACUCAGGUUUGAUGUCUAUUCCCCCUGGAGAAUGCCAUUUAUAAAUAUUUACCCUCCACACCAGAAUUCUCGCACUACAUGUUUGGAAUAGAUUCAUCCCUUGAUAAUUCAGGGCACCUAUAUAUCCCUUUGAGAAACCAUUUCGAAUUCAUUUCAUAAGAUACAACUGUCCUGCUUGGCUGGCUGAGUAUAUUUAGUAUGUUGGUUGGACAACAACAACAAAACGAAAAUACUUAUCCAUCGGAACAAUGGACUCCUGAUGGAAGAAGAUGAGAAGAAACUAAAUUUAUGGUUCAAUCUCAUGUAUCUUGACACAAACAUAGAAUUCAGCUGAUACUAGUAAAAUCUGUUCCUUUCCUAGGAGCAAUAUAAUGGGACUCUGUUGUCCACAUUUCUCUCUUAUACAUGUACAGCUUCAUGAAGAGUUUGUAAAGCUAUAUGAUGAAGGUAUUCAUGUUUUUGUUUCAUAAGUAUACUAGCUGUAAAAUGGAGGUCUAGUGGGACUAAUUAUAUCUUUAGAAGAAUUAUGCAUAAAGCUCUACAUUCAUCAUUUUCAA